Messenger RNA from Acanthocheilonema viteae, 3855 nucleotides. NCBI's taxonomy places the organism in Eukaryota, Metazoa, Nematoda, Chromadorea, Rhabditida, Onchocercidae. The record is from the annotation of a GenBank genome assembly.
AUGUCAUUCAGAAUUGGAGUAAGGGUUGAAACAGAAAUUGUAUCAUUUAAAAAUCGUCAGAUUCGGUGUACUAACGAUAUGAGUAACACAGAGCAUACAGUAGACGAACAACUUGAGAAGGGACGAGGAGUAGUAGAAUUCUUUGGUGAAACCGAAUUUGCGGAAGGUACUUGGGUAGGUAUAAAUUUAGAUGAACCGAAUGGGAAACAUGAUGGCACAGUGAAAGGGACGCGAUAUUUCGAAUGUGAACCGAACCAUGGCAUUUUUUUGAAAGCAAACCAGGUGCGUCUAGAAUCUCGAGGCAAAUCUGGCAUGCGUUUACCCACCAGUGUUCGAAAAGAUAGCUCUCCUAGAAUAACACCGUCCUCUUCUACUGAAAAACUGAAAACUGUGGGUGGAGCAACUGGCACAUCUCCGACGAAGCUUCAUUCUAAAGAAGAUAUGAAAGGAAGUACUGGACGACUUGGUAGUCAAUCCCCUUCGCAAUUAGCUACAGAGGGACAUUCGAGUUCAUCUCAGAAGUCUCCUACUAAUGAGACCAAUUACAAAUCGAGCGGGAUUUCGAAGAAGAAUUCCACUGUAAACAAAUUAGGAAAUUUAUCUGGUGCUAUCAAUAUGGAAGAAAUGACAACUGCAGAGAGUGUGAAAAGCAUCGUCAAGAAGAUGGAAGAGUCAUCUCUAUCAGUCCCGCUACCUCCUAAUAUGGAUGAACGCAGUGAACUCGAAUGGCUUCGUAUACAACAUAAGGAUCUGUCUGAAAAGUUAGAGAGUUUAAGAUCCAAAAUACUUGAAGAACAAACUAGUCUGCAACGAAAAUUACAGGAAAAGGACAAGGUAGCACAUUUUAAAUUGGCGAAACUGACUGAGUUAAGAGAUGCGCUUGAUUCGAAAAGAAACGAAAAUGAUAGUCUUACAGAAGUUGAGGAACGUCUUGAAUUAAUAACGAUCGAAAAAGAGAUGGCCGAAGAAAAGGUCGACAUAUUACAGACGGAAAUCGAAGCGGAAAAGCAACGAACGCAAGAACUAGAAGUUGAACUGGAGUUACUACGCAGUGAAAUGGAGCGAUCAAGCGACGGUUCAUUGCAGGCAUGUUUGAAUCACAAGCUUCGUUGUAACAGUCAGAUUUCGAGAUUAUGUAACAGUGUGCAGAUGAAACAGCUUGAACAACAGAAUGAAAAGCUUCGAGAAGCGUUAGUAAGGAUGCGGGAUGUGACAGGGCAAGUGGUAACUGAAAAGCAGGAAUUAACCAAAGAAAACGAAAGAUUGAAAGAUGAGUUAACAUCGUUGACAAAAAUGUGUGAAAAACUGAAGAAGGAAUCGGAUUCGUAUGAAAAUAUUAUUGCAGAGCUAAGAGAACGGGUAGAUAUAGCAAUGGGUAGUGAAAAAAUGAUAGAAACAUUGACGGAUAGAAACUUGGAUAUGGAAGAGAAAGUCAGAUCACUGGAAGAAACGAUUGAUGAUUUUGAAACUAUGCGAGCAAUGGAUGAGGAAAUUUUGGAGACUCAAAAGGAUGCUGAAAAGGAAUUGAGAGAAGAGCUUGAUAAAGCAUGUGCGAAGAUCAGUGAGUUAAUGCUACAAAUCAAAGCAUGUGGCGCACAAGCUGAAGAUUAUGAGAAAACAAUCCUCAUGUUUCGUAAAAAAGUUAGCGAUCUAAAUGAGGAAAUUCAAGAACGUUAUGAUGAGAAUUUACGUAUGAUAGAACAAAUAAAAUUUCUGGAAAAAGGAAGCGCUGUUCCUGGAAUGCAAGGCACUGCUUUCACUGUAACACGUGCAUUUUCGGAAGUAAGUCUACAACUUCAGAUUGUGGAUGCUGAAGUACGAUCGUUAGAAUUGGAAUCAGCACAUCAGUGUGCCAAAUAUCUGAAAGCCUUCAUGCCCGAUAAUUUUACGAAACCAGGAGGUGACAGUGACGCAAUAAUACUUAAUGUCUUAUUUCCACGUCUAUACCAAAAAUCAGUGAUCUUGGCGAAGUUAAUGAGUAAUAAGUACCCUCCAGUACCAGGUGGUAUGCGUCGUGAGCAUGUCACCAAAUCACACAAGGCUGAGCAGUGGGCACAUUGUGCUAAGUUUAACUAUUUACUGAAUGCAUUGGAAUGCGUUCUACGAAAAUUUGAGAGUGCAAUACAACGCUGUUCGGUUGAAAGACUGUCACGUUUGGCACAACUUCAAUUGGAAAUGGCAACUCAGGAAAGAAUGAUCGAUCAAUAUAUUGAUUUGUUGAAGACUGAUCAUCUUGAUGAGAACACUUCCUCAGCCAAUCUUGAGAAAGGGAUAACAUAUUUCCAGAAUGUUUUCUCAGUUCAUAUGGCUGGUGAAGCAUAUGAUAUGAAGCAGGCGUUUUCUGAUGUCAUUGCUCAAUUACUUUCUGGUUUAGGUUGGAUGAAGAUAAAUGUUCAGCGUUUCACAUACUUUUUACUGCCCGGUAGUGAAGAUAGUGAGACUUAUACCUUUGCUACUUCAUUAAUGGGAUUGAUCACGGAAUGUGAGCAGCUAACGAUUCGUUCGAGAAAUCGUAUCCCAGCACAAAAAGAAAUAAGAAUAAACCAGCAGAUAGAUGAGCAAUUAUCUAGUGCAGUCAACACCCUUUGGAAGGUAGCUACUGUUGCAAACAAUAUUUGUGCUACAGCAAGUAUACAACUAAGUACAUAUACCGAUGCUGAAGGGUUGCAAAGUGAUCGAAUUAAAGAAAUGUUAUUGGGAGCCGUUGAAAAAAUGAAUGGUCAAACUGACAGUGCCAAGGCACAAGAAGUUACCAAGAAUCAUAUGCUUACACUGAAAUCGAUUCUUGUAAAAUUAACGGAACAACUGGACAGUGGGAAUUUAGAAGUAGAGAUAAACACUAAGAAGCCAUUUCCACCGCUUUUGGAGCGUGCUCAUGCACGAAAACAGGAUGCAGUGGAAGCAGAGGGGCUUCGCUGGCAACUGGAAAAAAAGGAAAAUGAAAUAUCUGAUUUGAAAAAAACGCUUCGAUCCAGAGCAGAUGAUAUAAGCAAUUACAGGCUUCGCUUGGAAAUGGCUGAUAAGAAAAUGGAAACAUCGGGCAAGACAGAUGAGUCACAAGUGUCGAGACUGCAGUCGCGUUGCGAUGAACUGCAAAACGAACUGAAGAAAAGGAGACAGGAGUACGAAGAGACUAUGGAUGCUAUACAAAGAGACUUGGAAGCAUGUGAGAAGGAGAAUGCAGAAUUGAAGGAACGUGCCAAAAAUAUGAGUAAAAAAGCGUUGUUGAUGAAUUUGAGCAACACUCUAACGACAGCCAUUACUUCGUUGCCACCAACACCAACUGGUAUCACUCCAUUUACAAAUGAAGCCGAAAUCAUUUAUCUGGAAAAGGCAUUAACGGAAAAAAAUAAUGCUCUCAAACGGGCAGAUGAAAAAAUACGUUCUCUAAAGACUGAAAUCAUGCUGCAGCAAUUGCAAGAUAGUGGAGUGUCUGGUGUUUCGACUGAAAUUACUGGACCAUUAACACUAGAAUCUGCUCAGGAUCCAUACAAAGAGGAACUUGACAAGAUGAUUAGAGAAGCGGAAGGCAUCAUGAGCGAAGCUCGAAAUUACCAAGUGCCUUAUAUAACAAAUUUACUUAAGCAGAAAAAAGCUCAGCUUCUUGAGAAAUCUGAGCGUGAUAUGGCUAUUCAAGAUGUCAAUUUUAGGAUUUACAAUUUGAAAACAAAAAUUUAUCGCUUCUGGUGCAAGCAUAGCCCUGGGGAACCGCUUCCGAAUUUGUUUAAUAACAUAAAAAGCAUCGCUGAAAUACCGGAGCGCUUGAAAAGUGGUGACCAAGGCGUGCAUUCGGAUGCAUACAAGGAUGCGUAUGAUUUUUUAUUUAAAAAAUUGAAAUCGGAACGCGAGAAGUAA